CUCCUGGAACGACUUCACUGCUUCCAACAGUAUCGUUUGUGAAAGCUCUUGGGAAACCACACAUGAGUGGAUGUCGGGACUGCCAGAGUGUCGUGUUGAAGUAUAGUGCACAGACGAAUCCGAUGAUUCGUGUUCCGGCUAUACUUGUCGCUAUCCGGUUCACUUGACCUCGUCGUGUCUUGGGAAGACGGAUCAUAAGACUGAUAUCGUACCAACAAGUACCUUGAUCAUUGGUCAUUGAUGGAACCCAUCCUCCGCGACCACAGGACCAUGUCGCUCUAUCUUCCUUUCCUCUCAUCUGAUGGACGUAAAUGCUAGAAUUUCUCAAGACUGGAACAAUCUUCAGAACGCGACUUCUGGAUUGAGAGACGCUCAUUCGAGGUGACUUCCAUCUUGAUCUGCGGAGAUGGUUGAAAGCCGACCAAGGUCACGAUUGCCAGUACGGGUACGAUCAAAUAUGUCAGCAGUAGUAAGAGCGCGAAACAAGGAAGACAACGAAGCCACGACUGCAUCUUCUGAGGAGCUUCAAGUCCUUACCGCUGUAGACGAUACACAAACGCGACUGCCAGCCCGGAAAGACAAGUCCCCUGACAAGACGAUGAAUGCAGAAAACCAUGCUCCGAUUAUGCCAACAACUGCUGCGUCAUUGUUGAGCUCGAAUGAGACUCCUCCGGGAUUGCGAGUUCGCUUUGUCGACACUCCUCCUAUUGAGCAAGGCACAAAGAAAUACAUCAAUAGCGGAGAUGCUACCAGUCAAAGUCCUCGCAAUUCAUGCAUGAAGCCGAACGAGUACAAAGUAAGCAACCAUUCUUCGCCGCAGACCACAGUGCACCCGUCGCCGACCACCAAGAGCAUCUGCGAUCUCCAUCGACGGCAGACCGAUGCCGCAAAGCCAACUCGAAGCGCCAAUGGCAUUACUCUUCGUCGAACCAGCUCCAAUGGGAGUGUCAAGACUACUGUCGAAAUAUGGGAACCCUGGAAACGAUCAUCAAUCACGCAGCUCGGAGUAGCCAGCGGCUCCAAAAUACCCAUCUCGAGGCAUCGAAACGUGCCUUGCAUUGAGGCGAAAAUGGGUUCUCUUGGCAAAGAAGAGCAACAUAUACCCGACGCGACCACUGUCCGUCCCAGAAUUGCCGAUGCACCGCAGGCAGCUGCAAUUCCUCCACAGGCAGACGGUGCGAAGUCUACAAGGUCUGAUGGCAAAACAAUAUAUAUGGGUCCUGGCAAUCAAUUCCUAUACCAGGCAAGACAGGACUCGAUGGGUGUAGUCGAGACGCCCGCAGAGUUGGCUGACACUGCAAGGAGCAAAACCUUGAAGGGCAAGGGUAAUUUUCUCCAUCGCCCAGGCCCGGAGCAAUCGGUCUAUCCGAGUCCGUUCGAAGUUGUCAAUGCUUCGGAACAUAUUUCUUGCAUCGACUGGAGCAAGAAUGGGUGCAGCUUGGGCGCCAACGCUAAGCUUUCUCAGCACGAAGAAAUAUCGCCCGAUGACAUCCGCUCCUGUCGCGAAUUGAGUCAGUCGGAGCUGCAGGCAUUGGUCGAUCAUGGUGUGGUGUCAACAUCGAUCGAGCCGGACCCAGACUUCACAGCACAACGGUGUCUGAAGAAGGAGCGCAAGCAAACCUCUACGACUGAACAAUUGGAACAAUUGCGACACCUAUGGAAAGAAGACCGUCGGAGACGCAAAUUCGCCGGUGGACUAAGGAGUCGAGCGAAGAAUGUGCUUUCUAGGUUCACGCGAUUGAUGCCUGGGAACAGAGUACAAGCCCGCAACACUACCUUGUAUCCGUCGUCGUCGACAUCGUCCGCAUCAUCACUGGAUCGUGUGAGCGUCGCACAUGCUCUGACCACAUUUGACUACGAUGCAGACAUCGAUGAACCUGGCCAACUGCCGGCAGAACUUGAGGCAUCUGAGCCGCGAAACUUCAGCCAUACAAACCAUCGUCGUGGUGCGGACAGACAACAUGAUCGCAGGCAUAUUGGCAGCUACUCAGCCUCGUACGAACAAUCGUCUGGUAAAGCGGGAGUCUUCGAGCUGUCUGCAGAGCCCGAGAAGCCACACUCGGCGCGCAGCAUGCAUGGGGCGACGCCUGCCACAUCGCAGGGCAUUACCUGGACGACUCCGGUGGCACCCACGGCGGUGCUAUUCACACCUGCAGCAUCGCCUUUACCGCCGAUGCCUCCACAGCCGCGAUUGGUGCCACAGGAAGACCGGUCCAGCAGCCGCCAGCUCGGUAUUUCUUCGAUGUACCACCGCGUGGGCCCCUUCAUCUGCAACGAGGGUAGUAUGCGUUCACUCGCAGAUUUUUCUCUGAGCGAGGUCCAGCGAUAUUGGCUACGUGCACGGGCGGAUGCGCACGCAGAUGUUCUGGAAGGAUGGACGCCAUUGGGACUUUGAUCUUUGCGAUAUUUUGAUAUCAGGCAUUUGUAUCCGAUGAUGACUUUAGGAUCCGAGAAUCGCUCUCCAUUUUGGUCGAUGAAUCCUUGUGAAUGUUCAAUGAUGUGCAAUAAAGAGAUAGG
This is a messenger RNA of Dissoconium aciculare CBS 342.82, 2517 nucleotides long. RefSeq lists its product as uncharacterized. The record is from RefSeq and is a predicted model, not a curated record. NCBI's taxonomy places the organism in Eukaryota, Fungi, Ascomycota, Dothideomycetes, Mycosphaerellales, Dissoconiaceae. The coding region runs from base 407 to 2395 and encodes 662 amino acids. The transcript has a single exon.